AUGAGGAGCCAAGAGGAACCCGAGAGGAGCCGAGAGGAGGCAAAGAGGAACCGAGAGAAACCCGAGAGGAACCGAGAGGAGCCGAGAGGAGGCAAAGAGGAUCCAAGAGGAGCGGAGAGAAGCCGAGAGAAACCAAGAGUAUCCAAAAGGAGCCCGAGAGGAGACAAAAAGGAACUCAAGAGGAUCCAAGAGGAGCCCGAGAGGAGACAAAGAGGAGCCGAAAAAAAACGAGAGGAACCCAAGAAGAGCCGAGAGGAGCCGAGAGAAGCCGAGAGGAACCCAAGAGGAUCCAAUAAGAGCCGAGAGGAGCCCGAGAGGAGACAAAAAGGAGCCGAGAGGAACCUAAGAGGAGCCGAGAGGAACCCAAGAGGAGCCGAGAGGAACCCAAGAGGAGUCGGGCGCGGAGGGGCGCCGGCGUGGCAUCGUGUAACCAUAGCUGGGCGGCGGGCGGGCGACCGUGUACGCUUGUCUUAG
Penaeus indicus is the source of this 474-nucleotide messenger RNA. Its product is annotated as octapeptide-repeat protein T2-like. The record is from RefSeq and is a predicted model, not a curated record. The coding region runs from base 1 to 474 and encodes 157 amino acids. The transcript has a single exon. Lineage: Eukaryota; Metazoa; Arthropoda; Malacostraca; Decapoda; Penaeidae.